Molecule: messenger RNA, 3781 nt
Organism: Micropterus dolomieu (smallmouth bass)
Lineage: Eukaryota; Metazoa; Chordata; Actinopteri; Centrarchiformes; Centrarchidae
Product: protocadherin-9
Exons: 5
Coding region: 1-3720 (1239 amino acids)
Biological process (GO): homophilic cell-cell adhesion
Cellular component (GO): plasma membrane
Molecular function (GO): calcium ion binding
Source: RefSeq, a predicted model, not a curated record
AUGGAUCUAAAAGACUAUUACCUGUUGGGCUCCCUGCUUGCCUGCAUAUGGCUAGAUCCUUCAAUAGCCCAAGAGCUUAUCUACCCCAUCAGAGAGGAGUUGCAAGAAAAUGUCCUCAUUGGAAACAUACCAAAGGACCUAAACAUUUCCCAUACAAAUGCUGCCACUGGAGCAAGUGCUAAUCUAGUGUACCGGCUCGUCUCCAAAGCAGGAGAUAACCCACUGGUCCGCGUUCUGAGCAGCACUGGCGAGAUAUUCACAACAUCAAACAGAAUCGACAGGGAGAAGUUGUGCCCCGGUCCCUCGUUUGAGGACAGCGAGUGCUCCUUUGAAAUUGAAGUGGUCAUCCUGCCUAAUGAUUAUUUCAGGCUGAUUAAGAUCAAAAUAAUUGUCAAAGACACAAAUGAUAAUGCCCCCAUGUUCCCGUCCCCUGUGAUCAACAUCUCCAUCCCAGAGAACACGCUCAUUAACAGCCGCUUUGCUAUUCCUUCUGCCACUGACCCAGACACUGGCCCCAACAGUGUCCACAAAUACGAGCUGAUCAACGGGCAAAGUGCCUUCGGCUUAGACAUAGUAGAGACGCCUGAGGGGGAGAAGUGGCCCCAGCUCAUUGUGCAGCAGAAUCUGGACAGAGAGCAGAAGGAUACAUAUGUGAUGAAGAUCAAAGUGGAGGAUGGUGGCAGUCCACAGAAAUCCAGCACUGCCAUUCUUCAAGUCACAGUAACAGAUGUCAAUGAUAACAAACCAGUGUUUAAAGAGGGUCAGAUAGAGGUGCAUAUACCAGAGAACUCCCCUAUCGGCACGUCUGUUGUGCAGCUUCAGGCCACAGAUGCAGACAUAGGGGGAAAUGCAGAGAUACGUUAUGUCUUUGGGACUCAGGUGUCUCCUUCUACUAAAAGACUCUUCGCAUUAAAUACAACAUCUGGCCUUAUUACAGUGCAGAGGCCUCUGGACAGAGAGGAGACUGCUAUUCAUAAGCUCUCUGUUUUAGCUACUGAUGGAAGCUCUAGUCCUGCCAGAGCUACUGUUAACAUAAAUGUGACUGAUGUUAAUGACAAUCCACCUAAUAUUGACCUGAGAUACAUAAUCAGUCCCAUUAACGGCACUGUUUUCCUUUCAGAGAAGGAUCCCAUAAAUACCAAGAUAGCUCUCAUCACGGUGUCAGACAAAGACACUGACAUCAAUGGCAAGGUCAUUUGUUUCAUAGAGAAGGAUGUGCCCUUCCAUCUUAAAGCCGUAUAUGACAACCAGUAUCUGUUAGAGACAUCUGCACUGCUUGACUAUGAAGGGACCAAGGAAUACAACUUUAAAAUUGUAGCUUCCGACUCUGGAAAACCAAGCUUGAAUCAGACUGCCUUGGUAAGAGUGAGGCUGGAGGAUGAGAAUGACAACCCGCCUAUUUUUACUCAGCCAGUUAUUGAGCUGGCUGUUAUGGAAAACAACAAACGCGACCUGUUUCUUACUACUCUUAGCGCCACAGAUGAAGACAGUGGGAAAAAUGCAGAGAUAGUUUAUCAGCUGGGACCAAAUGCAUCAUUCUUUGAUCUCGACCGCAAAACAGGGGUCCUGACUGCAUCCAGGGUUUUUGACCGGGAGGAUCAAGAUCGGUUUCUCUUCACUGUAACGGCAAGAGAUAACGGGACACCCCCUCUGCAAACGCAGGCAGCCGUUAUUGUAACUGUGCUGGAUGAAAAUGAUAACAACCCUAAGUUCACACAUAACCACUUUCAGUUCUUUGUGUCUGAGAAUCUUCCCAAAUACAGCACUGUGGGGGUGAUAACUGUGACAGAUUCAGAUGCUGGAGAAAAUGCUGCUGUUUCUCUUUCCAUACUGAAUGACAAUGAGAACUUUAUACUGGAUCCUUACUCUGGGGUGAUAAAAUCUAAUGUGUCAUUUGAUAGGGAGCAACAGAGCUCCUACACUUUUGAUGUCAGGGCUGUAGACAGUGGCAGGCCUCCUUGCUCCUCAGCUGCCAAGGUGACCAUCAAUGUCAUCGAUGUGAAUGACAACACCCCCAUCGUCAUCUACCCCCCCUCCAACACAUCUUUCAAGCUCGUCCCUCUCUCCUCUAUCCCAGGAUCUGUGGUAGCAGAAGUGUUUGCUGUAGAUGGGGAUACAGGGAUGAAUGCAGAGCUAAAAUACACCAUAGUGAGUGGGAACAACAAAGGUCUGUUCAGAAUUGACCCUGUCACAGGGAAUAUUACCCUGGAGGAAAAACCAGCAGUGACUGACAUUGGCUUACACAGAUUAGUGGUCAAUAUCAGUGACCUGGGAUAUCCCAAAUCUCUCCAUACUCUGGUGCUGGUAUUUCUGUAUGUCAAUGACACUGUUGGCAACUCAACACUCAUUUAUGAUCUCAUCCGACGCACCAUGGAGACACCAAUUGACCGAAACAUUGGUGAAAGCAGUGAAACUUAUCAAAGUGGUGACUAUUUAACCAUAAUGAUAGCCUUCGUUACUGGCGCCUUAGUGGUGAUCAUAGUCAUCUUUGUCACUGUGCUGCUACGAUGCCGCCACGCUUCAAGGUUCAAAGCCGCACAGAGGAAAAAACAGGGGGCCGAGUGGAUGUCACCCAACACAGAGAACAAGCAGAACAAGAAGAAAAAGCGCAAGAAAAGGAAAUCCCCAAAAAGCUCUUUGCUCAACUUUGUCACCAUUGAGGGGAACAAACCUGACGAUCCGGCCCAUGAGCCAAUUAACGGAACCAUCAGCCUGCCCACUGAGCUGGAGGAGCAAGGGAUUGGACGCUUUGAUUGGAAUGCCACACCCACCACAACCUUCAAACCUAGCAGCCCAGACCUGGCCCGGCACUACAAGUCCGCCUCGCCACAAUCAGCCUUCCACCUCAAGGCUGACACGCCAGUGUCGGUGAAGAAGCAUCACGUGAUUCAGGAGCUCCCAUUGGAUAACACAUUUGUUGGGGGCUGUGACACCCUUUCCAAGAGGUCCUCCACGAGCUCCGACCACUUCAGUGCCUCAGAGUGCAGCUCCCAAGGAGGGUUCAAGACGAAGGCGCCCAUGCACACCAGACAAGGUCCUUUAACUGGAACAUUAACUCGUGCCCGAACUGAACUGAACCCUGAAUAUCUGGACCUCCGUCCGCGAGCUGAUCUGAACCCUGAAUAUUGGACCCCUUGCACCCCUUUAUCGCAGCGGCGCGUCACGUUUCACCUGCCGGAUGGCUCUCAGGAGAGCUGCAGUGACAGCGGUCUGGGGGACCACGAGCCUGUAGGCAGUGGCUCCCUCCUCACACAACCUCUCCCUCUGGUGCAGGCGCAGGACGACUUCUACGAGCAGGCCUCCCCUGAUAAGCGAACUGAAGCUGACGGCAACUCUGAUCCCAACUCUGAUGGCCCCUUGGGACCUCGUGGCCUAGUGGAAGCUACAGAGAUGUGCACACAGGAAUGCCUAGUCCUGGGACAUUCAGACAACUGCUGGAUGCCCCCGACCUUGGCAACAUACCAGCAUCCUAAGUCACCCGUGUCCGGCUUUGGGUCUCAGAGGGAGUGGGGUCCCAAGGACAAACUUCUCAAUGGACAUACUCUGACUAGAACCUGGAAAAAUGAGAGUGGGCGGUCAGAGCAUUUUGGUGACAGGAAGCAGUUUGGAAGCGGAGAGGGACACUUCACCAACAGUGGCAUGGCUGAUAUUCCACUGGUGAGUCUGAAGUCGUGCCAGCCAGCCUCCUGCCCAGACAGCCCGAAGGACCAGCAGCUAUAAGACGGACUUUGCUUCUGUGCUGUGAGACGUCCUUACAUCUGGACACAGUAAACAGAUGAAG